AUGUCCUGCUUCGACGUGGAGGGCGCCCUGCGGCCCCUGCCCUCCCUGUGCAUGCAGGGCGGCUGGCCUCAGGUCCCGAGCCUGACCGUUCACUACACCACGUCAGAGUUGCUGGCCGAGCAGCUCCGCGUCGCGGCCGACGAGCUCGAGCGCCGCGCCCCCGGGCGGGCGCCCGAGCUCCCGCUGGGGGCCUCCCGGGGCCUCCUCGGCGCCGACGCGGGCCCCGCGGGCCUCCCCAGCUGCGGCGCCUACGCCGGCCCGGCCACGCCCCCGCGGGUGCACGCGGCGGACGCCGGGCUCGCGCGCCGCGUGCCCAGGGGCCGACAGAGGGACACGCCGGUGUGCUGCCGGGCCAGGGAGCGCUUCACCCACGGCGGGCCCGAGGCCGUCGGCGCCGCGCUCGAGGUGGCCGCCGCGGAGGCCUUCGGCUGGGCGGACGCCCUGGAGGAGGCGGGUGCCGUGGCUGCCGGGCUCGGGCUCGCUGCCGACGGAUGCCUCCGCUGGGAAGGCAGCCUUCCCUUCGCCUGGGCGAAGGCCCCCCCCCGCACCACGCGCUGCCGGCUCGGCGGCGGCGCCGGGGCGAAGGCGCCCCCCCGCACCGCGGACUCCGCGCCCGGCAGCGGCGGCGCCCGGGCAAAGGCUUCCCCGCGCACCGCGGACUCUGGGCCCGGCGGUGACGCCUCGGCGCAGACCUCCGCCCGCACCGCGGACGCCGGGGCCGACAGCGACGCCAUCGGCAGCGCCGCGACAGCCAAGGGACGGUCGACUCGGGGGGCGCCCCGGAGCCCGCGGGCAGCGGCAGCUCGUCGCGCAGCGUGUCGCCGCGGCGGCCGCAGGCGUACUUCAUCAGGCAGUGGUGCCGCGUCCAGCUGCCCGACGGCAGCGGGGCGACCGUGUCCCGGGUGGUGA
Messenger RNA from Prorocentrum cordatum, 909 nucleotides. Lineage: Eukaryota; Dinophyceae; Prorocentrales; Prorocentraceae. The record is from the annotation of a GenBank genome assembly.